This is a messenger RNA of Rattus norvegicus (Norway rat), 4923 nucleotides long. It is a transcript of the gene Irf4, whose product is annotated as interferon regulatory factor 4. The record is from RefSeq and is a predicted model, not a curated record. Lineage: Eukaryota; Metazoa; Chordata; Mammalia; Rodentia; Muridae. Gene Ontology annotation, molecular function: DNA-binding transcription activator activity, RNA polymerase II-specific; DNA binding; sequence-specific DNA binding. Gene Ontology annotation, biological process: defense response to protozoan; lymphocyte activation involved in immune response; positive regulation of cold-induced thermogenesis. Gene Ontology annotation, cellular component: nucleoplasm; cytoplasm; nucleus.
GCCCUCUCAGGCGGGGCCGCUGCGCCCCGCCCCGUCCAUCACCGCGCCCCGCCUCCAGCUCUAUAAAGUUCCUCUUUCUCACCUCGCUUUCCUAGUUUCACCACUUGAACUUGGGACCCUUUGCUGCCCUCAGCUCAGAGUGCAGCGCACGAGCGCGGAGGAGGUCAGCACGCGUCAUGAACUUGGAGACGGGCAGCCGGGGCUCAGAGUUCGGCAUGAGCGCGGUGAGCUGCGGCAACGGGAAACUCAGACAGUGGCUGAUCGACCAGAUCGACAGCGGCAAGUACCCCGGGCUGGUGUGGGAGAACGAGGAGAAGAGCGUCUUCCGCAUCCCGUGGAAACACGCGGGCAAACAGGACUACAACCGGGAGGAGGACGCAGCCCUCUUCAAGGCUUGGGCACUAUUUAAAGGCAAGUUCCGAGAAGGGAUUGACAAGCCAGAUCCUCCUACUUGGAAGACAAGAUUACGAUGCGCUCUGAACAAGAGCAAUGACUUUGAGGAACUGGUAGAGAGGAGUCAGCUGGAUAUCUCCGACCCAUACAAGGUCUACAGGAUUGUUCCAGAGGGAGCCAAAAAAGGAGCAAAGCAGCUCACUUUGGAAGACACACAGAUGGCCAUGGGCCACCCCUACCCCAUGACAGCACCUUAUGGCUCUCUGCCAACCCAGGUUCAUAACUACAUGAUGCCACCCCAUGACAGGAGCUGGAGGGAUUAUGCCCCUGACCAGUCACACCCAGAAAUCCCAUAUCAAUGUCCUGUGACGUUUGGCCCGCGCGGCCACCACUGGCAAAGCCCAUCUUGUGAAAAUGGUUGCCAGGUGACAGGAACCUUUUAUGCUUGUGCCCCACCUGAGUCCCAGGCUCCUGGAAUCCCCAUUGAGCCAAGCAUAAGGUCUGCUGAAGCCUUGGCGCUCUCAGACUGCCGGCUGCAUAUCUGCCUGUAUUACCGGGACAUCCUCGUGAAGGAGCUGACCACGUCCAGCCCCGAGGGCUGCCGGAUCUCCCACGGACAUACCUAUGAUGUUAGCAACCUGGACCAAGUCCUGUUCCCCUACCCCGACGACAAUGGGCAGAGGAAGAACAUUGAGAAGUUGCUGAGCCACCUGGAGAGGGGACUGGUCCUCUGGAUGGCCCCAGAUGGGCUUUAUGCCAAAAGACUGUGCCAGAGCAGGAUCUACUGGGAUGGGCCCCUGGCACUGUCCAGUGAUCGGCCCAACAAACUAGAAAGAGACCACACUUGCAAGCUCUUUGACACGCAGCAGUUUCUAUCAGAGCUACAAGUGUUUGCUCACCACGGCCGGCCAGCACCGAGAUUCCAGGUGACUCUGUGCUUUGGGGAGGAGUUUCCAGACCCUCAGAGACAGAGGAAGCUCAUCACAGCUCAUGUGGAACCUCUGCUAGCCAGACAACUGUAUUUUUUUGCUCAACAAAACAGUGGACAUUUUCUGAGGGGCUAUGAAUUACCUGAACACAUUAGCACUCCAGAUUACCACCGGUCCCUCCGUCAUUCUUCCAUCCAAGAGUGAGAAACCAACAGCAGGAAUGAUUUCAUUUAAUUGUAAAUACUCGGACAGGACAGCCAGUUGGAGCUAAGAAGCGGGUUCCCACUUGAAGACAAAAACAUGGAUUCGUGAGGAGAAACAGCUGUAUCUGCUCAACAGAGGAGCUUGGCCCAGAAAAGUGCUUGUCAUCCAGGUCUUGACAAGUGCCAGUACUUGGGUGACUGUACCCCGGCUUAUAACUGUGAAACUUGACAGUGUCGUGUUUACAUGUACUUCAAUACUGGCUUUAGCCUGGUGUCGAUGGCCUUUCGCUUGAAGACUGAAAACCCGUGCCAGCAUAAAUCCCUGAUAAAAGACAUACAUAUUAUUGGUCCAUUUCUCAGGGAACGGAAGUCUAAACCAGAAACUACUCUGUCCAUCCACAGAGAAGUGCACUCCCCAGUGGAGUAACUGUAGGACUCCUGGACCAUGCCCACUGAGUGAAGGGUCUUGGUUCUUAGUCCCAGUCUAGGCUAUCACGUCCUGGUCCUGCAGACUCUCUCUGAGUGGACCCUGUAUCCUGUUUGCUCCCUCCUCUUGCCCUUCUCUAAAAACCAGCUGGUAGACUCUUGUUGCCACACACUUGAGCCAAAAAAGCAUCAGGGACAUAUAAGAUGAAGCAGUUUCGUAUCUCCUCCAAUCUAACAAUGACUGCAAACUGCAAAGUACUUUUUGCUAUCUCCCCUUUUUGUUUUGCCUCUCAUUCUUUAGAAUUGUUGCUUUUUUUUUUUUAAAGAAAGGGGGAAGGGAGGGAGGUAGGGAGGGAGGGAGGGGGAGAGAGAGAGAGAAUACUAGAGAGAGAUUUUUAAAAUCCUGUGCCAUUUCUCUUUCUAUUUGUUUUGUUGGCCAUCAGUAGUCUCCAUGGCAACACUGGAAGGGCGGAGCCUUUGAGUAGUUUGAGAACUGUCCUGGACACCAGUGGUUCAGUAUACAGCUGCAGACUCAGUGGGCUGUUUCUGCUUAUUUUGUAUAUUAGAUGCUUCCUUGUGCUAAUAAUAGUUUGACAGAGUCUCAAAAUUACCAGGCUUUUCCAACAAUACAUUCUUUCACUGAAUCCUGAAGAGUCUCCCUUGCCUUCAUAAAUGGUCUGAUCCCUUAUUUUCUUGUUACUGUUUUGUUUAGGUAGCUUUGGCAUGCUACAGAAUUUUCUCCUACCACAACAUAAUUUCUGUUUCUUCCAGGCUCAGAAAGAGUCAACUGUCACACACUGGCACUUACUUCUUUUUUUUGUUUAACAUGCCACUCUUAAUAUUUCUUCUUAAGUCUUUCAGCAGCAGCAUACAUUCAAUAAGCAGUGGACCAUUGGGGUGUCAUCUAUGUUUUUAUUUUUUAAAAGGAGCCUUUGAUAAAUAAUACACAUCACAGAAAAUGGAAGCAUGUUUCAUAGAGAAGGGGAAAACUGAAAAGCAUUUUGUAUUUGAAUCUUCCUUCCUAGAAUUAGCUCCAAGAGUUCAGUCUGUUCUUUAAACAUGUUUUACUUUUCAAUACUUAUGUAUGAAGUUGCCUUUUUUUAGAGAGAGACAGAGAGACAGAGAGACAGAGAGAGAGAGAGAGAGAGAGAGAGAGAGAGAGAGAGAGAGAGAAAUGUGAUGACAUUCUUAUGUACCCAAGUAUACAGACUUACCUCAUCUUUAGAGUGGCGUGUGGAAUCCCACUGCAGUGUGCCUGGGUGCUUCUUAGCCACCCGUUAUGAGUGCAUCCCAGCAGUCCUCUGAGUCUCGUGGACUGAAGUCGCUUAUACAUCUUAUAGAUGCAAAACAUUCUGGGGUAUAUUAUCCCAAGGGAAGAUGAAGGCAAAAUUGGGAAGCACUCAUUUCCAGAGGCCCCAAGCCAUAGCAGUCCUACCAGAGUGUAUCAACCGUAUCUUGUAUUUUACCAAGGCUCUUUGCCUGGUCUUGGGUGACCAUGACUCUUCGUCCCAUAAGCAGAUGCUUUGUUUCAAUUGCCCUGUGAGUUUUUUUUUCCCCCAUUGCUGUUAUGCUGCUUAAACAGUAAAGCUGACUUUUCUGGGAAAUGCGUAUGGUUUGGGCCCCCAGUUCAUGUCUCACUGACAGACAUGCAUGCUGAUGGCUUCCAUCUUGAGGGAUGGGAAGAUAGGCAAACACUUCUGACACAGAAAGGAACACCUCCCUCAUCCCCAUUGAGACGAAGUGGGAUGUACACAGUAGACUUUCGUUUGCUCUCACUGGAAGAUUCUGUUGAAGAGAUAGGCCGAGGAGCACUGCAUCCUAGGGUGAAAAUGGGCAACGGGUGCAUGCUGUUGGUUUGGCUCCAGUGCUUGUGCAGGCAUUAGUGUCUAACUUAAAACUAAAAGCCCUGAAGCCCCUCUGUUGUUGUCCCCGGACAGAGAAGGUGGUAGAAUUCACCUGUAAAGAUCCAGAUAAACUCUGGGUUUGGAGCAAGGAGGGGCCUGCCUUAUCGUGAGAAUGCCAGGACCACAGAGGCCCGAAUGUACUGCCUGAGUGGCUGUGUGUAUGUGUGCCAGACACAGGAAUUCCAGAGGCUGAGAUUGGUGACUGACUAAGGCAUAUGUGAGGUGCCCUUGCCCUGCAGACAGGUUGAGUGUGAGCCCCAGCAGCAAAGGAUUCUGGGAGUUGGGGUAUCAUGUCUUACAAAGGAAGAGCCUUCAAUAAUGCUAUUAAAACUUACUUUCCCAUUGCUGAUAUUUUGAUAAAAAUCCAAACAAGGUUUAAAUGCCCUCUCAUCCCUCUCCAGGCAGUCUUGUCCGUCCUGCUGGUGAAUACUUUUAUUGCUGUUGUUGUUGUUGUUGCUGUUGUUAUUGGUGAAAAUUGUGAAAUUGUUAAGAUCUCUGUUUUUGUUAUUUAUCUCCUUAAACUGCACAGCUACUGUGUACAGUGCAGUGUUGCCACGAGUCUGCCGUGCCACACACAUCUUUUUGCAAGUCACUUCUUCACUCACUGAAACCCGAGCUGUAAGUGAAAUUCACUCAUUCCUUGCCUACGGCAGUUCACUGUCACAUGAACACAGGCCAGGCUGGUUUUCCUGGACUCACUUUCAACAUGUCUCCAGAGUAUAUUGAAGUAGAAGAUGCGUUUGGAAAGCCAGUUCUUAUUAGACACUGCUACAUGUGUCACACUCAAGUGGACCCACCUCAAGUUGAAGGGCAUCAGUGCCCUUCUGCUCCAUGGCCUGUGCACCCACUUUCAUAGUGAAAGACCUGCUGGGGACCAGGACACAGAGAUCUCUGGCUUAAGAGCUUGUCCUUUGGAUGUCUGCCAAGUCUAAGUCCAACAGGAAAGCAGGUACCAUCCUGCCUGCAGUGCUGGAGGGAUAGCUCAUGGAUUUUGCUGUAAACUUGCUUCAUGAGGAAAGCCGUGUGUUUUAAAAUAUUUGAUAAAUAAAGGAUUUCUAAGAACAUUGA